AUGUGUGCUUAUGGCCACGUUGCCAAUGCCGUUAAGAAACAGACAAAGUGUAAACCUCGUGGACAAACAUCAUCAGUUCACAACCCAGUUCCUAUGCUGGCUCCCCUCACAUCUUCGGCACCUUCACUUCAAACUCCACCAGCAUCGGUAGCUGCAACUCCUACAACGUCUGAUUCACUGCCUAGAUCUCAUCAUGUGGAUAAGCAUCAAGAGGUAGAGCCUAACCGGGCAUAUUAUACCACACAUGGGCAGUUUGCCGGCCAGGUUGCUGCUGCCAUUGAUAUGAGGGCAGGGCUCAUUCCCACCGCUUGUCAUCAGAUCCCACUCGUAGAUGCGCCGCUAUUUGGAGAUCUUGAUCUACCUUCUCAAUCCUGUCUUUUGUCUUCGUCGACCGAAUUGCCUCCCCGGGCAUAUGGCGAUCAAUUGAUUGACAUAUACUGGCAGUACGUUGACCCUAUGGAGCCAGUGCUAGAUCGCCAGCGCUUCCUUGAAAAUUAUGAAAAAGCAUAUUCAACACCUAUGAUGCCACCCUACAAAGACUACGACGUCUGGCUUGGUAUUCUCAAUGUAGUGUUUGCCCUGGCGAUUCAAAGACAAGAAAACAUCAUACUGCACCAAAGAAACGAGGAAGGAAAUUGCUUUUUUCAGCGCGCAUGGGCCCUGCUUCCGGCAGAGUCUAUGCUAUGGAAACCCGCAUCACUUGAACUCGUACAGUGCCUGAUGCUGAUGAAUCGAUACCUCCACUGCACCAACAAUCAACAGAAGACAUGGAUGACGGCGGGGUUGGCGAUGCGAAUUGCACAGAACAUGUGCUGCCAUCUGUCCGAGAUGCCCUUGGUGCACGGAUUUAGUGAUAACAAAGCCCUGAAACAGAAGGUAUGGGCUAGCUGUGUUGCGCUCGAUCGAUGCAUUUCCUGGUCACUGGGUAAGACCUCGUCAUUGGUGCUAAUACCAUCCCCGCCAAAAGCUAGCUCCCAACAAUUAGCCCAGAAAGCGAUGCAUGAUACCUGGGGAUUGGGACUCCACGAAAUCGGAAAUCAAAUUCAGUUGGCGCAGAUACAGACGCGAACUAGUCUCGCAGGCAGGUUUCGCCCUCCAGUCCUAUCUCAGCAAGACGAGUACCAGAAUGCGGCAUUGCAACUAGAUGCAUGCCUUCAAGAUUGGGAAAAUAGUCUCCCCAGCGAUUGGCAGUCGCAAAACCUCAGAAUGAUUGUUGACAGGUCGUCCCGAGCUGAGCGAUACUUGCUUCAUCUUCGCUACCUCCACCACCGGAUCUUUCUAUUCAGACCUAUGCUCGCCCACUUCUACUCAAUGAAAACAGACACCCACCCCUCACUAAAACCACAAAGUCUAAGCCACCGGCUCCUACGUGAAAGUGCCAGCAUGUGCAUUGAAGCCGCGCAGCAGGUGACCUCACUAGUUAACGAGACGCUCGAGUCAGAUGAGCCAAUCGGAAUUCUUCCAUGGUGGUACAGAAUAUACUACCUUCACAUCGCAGGUGCCAACUUCCUCGCAGCUAUGUUCCAAUCAGAACUUUUCACAGAUUCUGUUUCCCAGUCUUGGAAGAGUGUGCUUCUGGCACUUCACGCCCAUGAACACUUAAGCCCCUACGUUCAGCAAUGUGUGUGGACAUUUGAGACCCUCGCGGCCAGGAUUAUGGGCAAGCCUUACCCCAGUAUGGAUGGCAGUGGGUGUGACUUGAUGGUAGAUGGGUCUUCUGAAGUUUCUUUCGAUGAUAUUUUCAAGGAUGUCAACUUUGACUUCGACAAUUUUAUAUUUGGGCCAGAGGACUUCUCAGAAGGGUUGGUUUAG
Penicillium crustosum is the source of this 1812-nucleotide messenger RNA. RefSeq names its product putative transcription factor. Lineage: Eukaryota; Fungi; Ascomycota; Eurotiomycetes; Eurotiales; Aspergillaceae. The record is from RefSeq and is a predicted model, not a curated record. Gene Ontology annotation, cellular component: nucleus. Gene Ontology annotation, molecular function: RNA polymerase II cis-regulatory region sequence-specific DNA binding; zinc ion binding; DNA-binding transcription factor activity, RNA polymerase II-specific. The coding region runs from base 1 to 1812 and encodes 603 amino acids. Gene Ontology annotation, biological process: DNA-templated transcription; positive regulation of transcription from RNA polymerase II promoter by galactose. The transcript is spliced from 3 exons.